CGCGCGUGGAUGUUCCCGCCUCUCGUUCAGUCCCGCCACACGUGAUUCCCGAAUCAAAAAUCCAGUAUGGCGGAAUCUGUCAGACGGCGAUUCUGUGGCAUCUGCGCAUUCCGGGCGAAUUCAGAUGUGUGCCGUUGAUCCCACGAGCGUCCCGCGUCUGCCGCGAUCAGACUCUCAGAUGGAUCAGACUAUGGAGCUUUUGAAACCGUCUGCGUUUGACCACAUUCCCACAGUGGAGCUGAGUUCCGCUCUGCCUGCGAGGGUUCCUCCGGCCGCCAUCCCCAUGGAGCUGCGUGUGGAGCAGACGCAGACGCAGACGCUGGACUCGAGCCGCCGCGAGCAGCAGCUGCAGCACGAGAUGCUGGCGCUCAAACACAAGCAGCAGGUUCAGCGGCAGAUCCUCAUCGCAGAGUUCCAGCGGAAACACGAGCAGCUCUCGCGCCAACACGAGGCCCAGUUACAGGAGCACAUGAAGCAUCAGCAGGAGCUUCUGGCCCUCAGGCAUCAGCAGGAGCUUCUGGAGCAGCAGAGGAAGAUGGAGCAGCACCGUCUGGAGCAGGAGAUGGAGAAACAGCAGCGAGAGCAAAAGCUCCAGCUCCUCAAGAACAAAGAACGUGGCCAGGAGAGUGCAGUGGCCAGUACUGAGGUCAAGAUGCGUCUGCAGGAGUUUGUUCUGAAUAAAAAGAAAGCGCUCGCUCAGCGCAGUCUCAACCAGUGCAUCUCCAACAACCCACGCUACUGGAGCAGGAAAACUCAGCACAGUUCUUUGGAUCAGAGCUCCCCUCCUCAGACCAGCAUUAGUUCCUAUAACCAUCCUAUCAUGGGCGUCUACGACUCCAAAGAUGACUUUCCACUGCGCAAAACAGCGUCUGAACCGAACCUGAAGCUGCGUUCGCGUCUGAAGCAAAAGGUGUCGGAGCGUAGGAGCAGUCCGUUACUGCGCCGCAAAGACAGUCCCAUCAGCACGCUCAAGAAACGCUCUCUGGACAUGGCAGAUUCGGCGUGUAGCAGCGCUCCUGGUUCAGGAUCCAGUUCCCCAAACAACAGCUCACACGGAAACCUGUGCGAGAACAACAUCAGCGUGACUGAGUCGUCUCACAGGCCGGCGGCUCAGGACGGGUCGGUCAGUCUGCUGUCUCUCUACACGUCUCCUUCAUUACCCAACAUCACCCUGGGUCUGCCAGCCACGGCCACCAACAACGUGACAUCUACCCAGCUGGACAGUGAAUGUUUGUCUGUGACCGGUUUACCCAUAAGCUCUCCGUUCCUGGUCACCUCUCACCUGCCAUCAUUUCUUGGCAAUUCGGACACUGCAAACUCCCACAGUGCAUUGCUGCAGCACAUGGUCCUUCUGGAGCAAUCAGCCCCACCGAGUCCUUUGGCCACAGGCGAGAGUGUGUGUGUUGCAGGGGUGGGAGCGGGGUCACUGCAGAAGCUGGGUCAGCACCGGACGCUGGGCCGAACACAGUCGGCUCCUCUGCCCCAGAGUGGACAGGCGCUUCAGCAGCUCGUGGUCCAACAACAGCACCAGCAGUUCCUGGAGAAACACAAGCAGCACUUCCAGCAGCUCCACAUCAACAAGAUGUUGAGUAAACCCUGUGAGCGGCAGCACCAGAGUCACCCAGAAGAGACGGAGGAAGAGCUCCGAGAGCAGCAGGAUGCCACACAGACGGAAACCCUUCCCAUGAGCCUCCACAUCAAACAGGAAGUCCCUGAUCUCACAGAGGAGCAGGGACAGGAAGAACAAGAGCUCUUCAAACAGCAGCAGGCCCUUCUUCUGGAGCAGCAGAGGAUCCAUCAGCUCAGAAACUACCAGGCGUCGAUGGAGGCGGCCGGUGCAUCGGUCAGUUUCCCAGGACACCGUCCUCUGUCCAGAGCCCAGUCAUCUCCUGCGUCUGCCUCCUUCAUCAGUCCACAGGAACAGCCUUCCAAACCUCAAUUUACCACAGGUCUGGUGUAUGACUCUCUCAUGCAGAAGCACCAGUGCAUGUGUGGAAACACCAACACACACCCCGAACACGCCGGACGCAUCCAGAGCAUCUGGUCUCGGCUGCAGGAGACAGGCCUGCGCAGCCAGUGUGAGUGUAUCCGUGGGAGAAAAGCCACAUUAGAGGAACUGCAGACGGUUCAUUCUGAAGCUCAUGUCAUGUUGUAUGGAACCAACCCACUACGGCAGAAACUGGACAGUUCUGUCAUCUCCAUGUUUGUCAGGCUGCCGUGUGGCGGCAUUGGGGUGGACAGUGACACGGUGUGGAAUGAAGUUCACUCGUCGAGCGCAGCGCGUCUGGCCGUCGGUUCUGUGGUCGAACUCGUCUUCAAAGUGGCAUCAGGAGAGCUGAAGAACGGUUUCGCUGUGGUCCGGCCGCCGGGACACCACGCAGAGGAGAGCACACCCAUGGGCUUCUGUUAUUUUAACUCUGUUGCCAUAGCAGCUAAACUCCUACAGCAAAGACUCAAUGUUGGCAAAAUUCUGAUUGUUGAUUGGGACGUUCAUCAUGGCAACGGAACACAACAAGCGUUCUACGACGAUCCCAGAGUUCUGUACAUCUCACUUCAUCGAUACGACGAUGGUAAUUUCUUCCCGGGCAGCGGCGCUCCUGAAGAGGUGGGCAGUGGGCCGGGGGUCAGUUUCAAUGUCAACAUGGCGUUUACUGGAGGUCUGGAUCCACCAAUGGGAGACGCAGAAUACCUCGCUGCCUUCAGGACGGUGGUGAUGCCGAUCGCGAGUGAGUUUGCUCCAGAUCUGGUGCUGGUGUCCGCAGGGUUUGACGCGGUGGAAGGACAUCCUCCUCCAUUGGGAGGAUAUAAACUCACCUCCAGAUGUUUGGGUCACCUGACUAAACAGCUGAUGGGGUUAGCGGGGGGUCGAGUGGUGCUGGCGCUGGAGGGAGGUCAUGACCUCAGGGCAAUAUGUGACGCCUCCGAGGCCUGCGUCUCAGCGCUGCUGGGGAUAGAGCUAGAGCCACUUUCAGCAGACGUCCUGAAGCAGAGACCCAAUGAAAACGCUGUGCGCUCCAUAGAGAAAGUCCUAGAAAAUCACAGUCAGUACUGGAGCUGUGUCCAGCGGGUGGCGUCCAGCGCAGGUUUGUCUCUGCUGGAAGCUCAGAGAGGCGACUCUGAGGAGAACGAGACCGUGUCAGCGAUGGCUUCUUUAUCUGUCGCAGCAUUGGAGAAAAGGACGGAGGAUGAGCCCAUGGAAGAGGAGCCACCGAUGUAGGGACGAGAGUUUAGCCAGAGCUCUUCUGGGUCUCUGUGUCAGUUUGACUUGGUCUCGUCUGACGGAGAUCCUCGCUGAGCAGAGAGAGACGUCAGGGCACAAAGGCUAACCGCCACGUUAGCGCUGUAGCCCGCUAGCACUGUGGCCCCAAUGCAACGCGUUCAAGCUGAAGUCACUUGAGAUGUUUGUUUUUGGAGAUUUCUGUCCCAUUGGCUCGAUGCGCACACCUCGUCGCAGACGUCAGCCGGCAGAUCGUUCUGACAGAGGAGAAGCAGGGCCCAACAAACCCUCUGCAGUCUCUAGAAACUGCUGUUUGUUUAGAAAGACACUAGACACAUUUCACCACCAUAAACACUACAAGACGUGACCACAGCGGGGCGCUGUGACGCUUUACAGGUGUUUCUCAAAGACAGAGUGCCUUUGUUGAGAUUCACCAAU
Molecule: messenger RNA, 3655 nt
Organism: Carassius carassius (crucian carp)
Lineage: Eukaryota; Metazoa; Chordata; Actinopteri; Cypriniformes; Cyprinidae
Product: histone deacetylase 4-like
Exons: 26
Coding region: 125-3217 (1030 amino acids)
Biological process (GO): negative regulation of transcription by RNA polymerase II; chromatin organization
Cellular component (GO): histone deacetylase complex
Molecular function (GO): histone deacetylase activity
Source: RefSeq, a predicted model, not a curated record